Molecule: messenger RNA, 5152 nt
Organism: Lotus japonicus
Lineage: Eukaryota; Viridiplantae; Streptophyta; Magnoliopsida; Fabales; Fabaceae
Product: putative E3 ubiquitin-protein ligase LIN-1
Exons: 17
Coding region: 429-4886 (1485 amino acids)
Biological process (GO): protein ubiquitination
Molecular function (GO): protein binding; ubiquitin-protein transferase activity
Source: RefSeq, a predicted model, not a curated record
AACUCAUCAUACUCCUUCCUCAUUCUUUGCCGGCAGAGCUACUAGCUAUUUCCAACCUUGCACCAUAUACAGACACAUAAUAUAAUCUUCUCUCUCCAUUUCUUCUUAAUUGUUCUUGUUGGCAUAAGCUAAAAGUUACAAGGACUUAGUUCCCAGAAUUGGCUCAUUCAUCAUCAUGUCCUUGAUCAUAUAAGUGCUUCUUCUUUGAUAAAAGUCAAAGCUGCCAAAAGUUGGUGUCAGCAUUUGAGUUGUUCAACGCUGCAACUAAGUUGAAUUUCUCUGUGGACCGCCAUCAUCACCAGCUAGCUGCAUGCCUAGCAGGAAAUUCUGAAGAUCAUGGGGUGUUAGUUAGUAGUUACAUCUCAUGAAGGAUCAGAGUGGAAAUUAACCUGUAGUGCUUGAAGAGAAGAAGGGACAAAGGAGCUAAGAUGGCAGGAAACUUCAGAUUCAUGAUGGAUCAGAAGGAUAUUGUUAGAUUCUUGACUACAACUGUUGAUAGUUUCAUUCAAGAUCGAUUAAUCAACAAAGAGCAAAGAACCCAACACAAAGAACAGUGUGCAGAGAGGUUAGCAGCAGAAGAUGGAAGUGGUGACAAAGACACUGAGGUGGAAUACUCUGAUCAAGCAGUAUUAGCAAAUCUUGAUUGGGGUAUUGAAGCCCUUGAGGAAGCCAUCAAUACCUAUAACAUGGAAACCAAGCUUGCAAGGCUAGAUUAUGCUGAGAAGAUGUUGCAAGUGUGUGCAAUGUUGAACCCUAAGCAAAAGAUUGCUGGAGUUCCAAACUCCUACCUCUCAGCUUGGGCACACCUAAACCUAUCCUAUUUAUGGAAGCUGAGGAAUAAUGUUCAGAAUUGUAUUUCUCAUGCUCUUGAGAUGUUCAUCGUUGAUCCCUUUUUCACUCGGAUUGAUUUCGCUCCAGAACUCUGGAAAAGCCUGUUUCUUCCACACAUGAGCUCAAUUGUGGGGUGGUAUUCAGAGGAGAGGCACAGGCUUAUGAUGGAGGUGAUACCUGACUCUGCUGAUUUGUCCUUCACAGCUGAUUUUGAGCAAUUUUUCAAUGAGUCUUUGGUGCUUACUAUGAGGCCACAUCAAUUGGAAAAGUUGCAAAAGCUGGAGCAGCUUUAUGGAGAGUCCUUGGAUGAAAACACAAAACUAUAUGCAAAAUACUAUAACGAUUGCAUGAACUCUGAUUCCUCUUCAAGUAAGAAGGCGGUUCCUAUGUUGCCAAUUGCUGAGCCCCCAAUGACUCCUUUGCAUGAGUUGAGCCGGACUAUUCCAGAUUUUGUUAAAUUUGGUCCUAUUUUACCUAAGAGUGCUGGUUUUUCUCUGGCACCAAGAUCUAAAGAUGUCUUAAAUGAAACAAUCAGAGAGAAUGUAACUUCCAGCAACUUGAAGGAGGAAAAAUUAUCCAUAUGGGGUGCUAAGGAUACCAUCAUUGAAGAGAAUGAAGAUGAUUCAGAUUCUGAGCUUGAGAAUGAAUCUGUGGAUUCUGAUGACAAAAACAAUAUUUUCUCACCUGGAAUGAAGAUGAUGAAGUAUGAGGGUGUUGAAACAAAAGUUGAUCUAUCAUGCCAGAGGAAUCAAAUACCUUCUCCUGAUAUCUUCUCUCCCUUGGAUUCUCCAAGAACUGCUCCAAAUAAUUCAUCUCCAAACCCUGAUAUGCAUAGUAAAAGAGAUUCCAAGUUUUUGCGCUUAUCAUCUAGCCGCAUCAGGGAACCAACUAUUUCUGACUCCUUAACAUCAUCUCCAGACAUUAGCAUUGAUAACAUUUCAAAUGCUGAUAACGAAGUGAUGGUCUUGAAGAAUAUUCAGAGGAAAAAUGAUAACCAAACACUGAGUAUGAAUCAUGAGAAUGAGAACAGCCUGAUACUAAAUGGCAGUUCCCUUUGUGAAAGUGAUGAUGGAUAUCAAAGCUUCAAUUCAUUGCCAAAAUUAGAGAAGCUGAGUAUGGGAUCAAAACCACCCAAAGAUUUUGUUUGCCCAAUUACAGGUCAGAUAUUCUGUGAUCCUGUCACCCUUGAAACUGGCCAAACCUAUGAGAGAAAAGCAAUUCAAGAGUGGCUCAGAACAGGAAACACAACAUGCCCCAUCACGCGACAGCCUCUAUCUGCAAGCAUAUUACCCAAAACAAACUAUGUUUUGAAGAGAUUGAUUACAUCUUGGAAAGAACAGAAUCCUGAACUAGCUCAAGAGUUCUCAAAUGUUAACACACCAAGGGGUUCUUCCUGUUCUCCAUCAGCAAAAGACAUCCCAAUGCUCUCAACUAGGCAAAGAACAACUGAUUCACCAAAUCAUAAGAACAAAGAUUAUGCUAGACAAAGGAGCAAUAGAUUUAUGCCAGCUGCUAUCACAACGUCUCCGACAAGUGUGCUAUCUCAAGCUGCAGUUGAAACAAUUGUGAAUUCCUUGAAACCUUACAUUUCAAGUCUAUGCACAUCAGAGAACUUGCCAGAAUGUGAAGAAGCUGUAUUGAAAAUAGCAAGAUUGUUAAAGGACUCAAAGACUAAUCCUCAGAUUCAUUCUUAUUUAUCAAAGCCAACUAUUAUAAAUGGUUUAGUGGAAAUUCUUUCAGCUUCUCGGAAUAGAGAAGUUCUGAGAACAUCAAUUUAUAUUCUUUCUGAGCUGAUUUUCACAGAUGACAGUGUUGCAGAAACACUUAAUAGUGUAGAUUCUGAUUUUGAUUGCUUGGCUACUCUACUCAAGAAUGGUUUGGCUGAGGCUGCUCUUCUUAUUUACCAACUACGGCCGGUUUUUGCCCAGCUUUCAGCUCAUGAACUUAUACCCUCUCUUGUUGAUGUGAUCCAGAACAAAAAUGAGGAGUUAGAUGAUUUUCAGUUAGUUAUAGACCCCAAAGACGCUGCCAUAGCUAUUCUUGAACAAACUUUAAUGGGAGGGGAUGAAUAUAGCAGGUCUCUUAAUGCUUCGAGUGUUAUUUCAGCAAAUGGAAUUCCAACCUUGGUGAAGUAUUUGGAGAGGAUGGAAGGAAGGAGGUCUGUGGUUUCCGUGCUCUUGUGUUGUAUGCAAGCUGAAAAAAGUUGCAAGAACUUGAUAGCAAACAGAAUUGAAUUGUCUCCUGUUCUUGAAUUAUUCCACUCAGGAAAUGAUAGUGUGAGAGGAACAUGUGUGGAGUUUCUCUCAGAACUGGUUCAAUUAAAUAGAAGGACAAGCUGCAACCAGAUACUGCACACAAUUAAGGAUGAAGGAGCAUUCAGUACAAUGCAUACAUUUCUUGUAUAUCUUCAGAUGGCUCCUAUGGAGCAUCAACUUGCUGUUGCUAGUCUCCUUCUUCAGCUUGAUCUCCUGGCUGAGCCACGAAAGAUGAGCAUUUACAGGGAAGAAGCUGUAGAGACUCUGAUAGAAGCACUUUGGCAGAAAGACUUCUCAAAUACCCAAAUGAAGGCUUUAGAUGCUUUACUAUUUCUUAUUGGACACAUCUCUUCCUCCGGAAAGUCAUACACUGAAGCUUGGUUGCUCAAGAUUGCAGGAUUUGAUCAACCUUACAAUGCUUUAAUGAAGGUCGAGCAGUUAGGACAGCAUGACAAUGAUUUGAUAGAAACAAUGGAGGAUGAAAAAAAUGCUUUGAACUCUUGGCAGAAAAGAAUAGCAUCUGUGCUUUGUAAUCAUGAAAAUGGUUCAAUAUUUAAGGCUUUGGAAGAAUGCCUAAAAAGUAAUUCCUUAAAGAUGGCAAAGUCAUGCCUUGUUCUAGCCACAUGGCUCACACACAUGCUCUAUACUCUUCCCGAUACCGGUGUAAGGGAUGUUGCUCGCAAAUCCUUGCUUGAAGAAGUUAUAAAUGUUCUUCAGUCGUCCAAGAACUUGGAGGAGAAGAUCCUGGCUACCCUAGCUUUGAAGACAUUCAUUAGUGAUCCAAGUACUCAUGAAGCUCUUAGAGUUUACGCUAAAAGCAUCUAUAGAACCUUGAGGAGGCUGAAGAAAUAUUCAGUGGUUGCAGUUGAUAUUAUGAAAGUCAUACUAAAUUUAAAAUCUGUCGAUGUGACAGAAUUGUGGAGUUGUAAAGAAGUUGUUGAGUUAGAUUUGAGCUCAAAUGGUGAGGUGCUUUCUAUGGUUUAUCUGAAUGGUCAAGUCUUGAGUGGACACACUGAUGGAACUAUCAAGGUAUGGGAUGCAAGGAAGAGAAUACCAAGAGUGAUUCAAGAAACUCAUGAACACACAAAAGCUGUAACAUCUCUUUGUUCUUCAGGUGAUAGACUAUACAGUGGCUCCUUAGACAAAACCAUCAGGGUUUGGACAAUUAAAUCUGAUGGUAUUAAAUGUAUAGAUGUUUAUGACAUUAAGGAGGCAGUGCAUGAGCUUGCAGCCAAUGAUAAAUUGGCAUGCUAUGUCUCUCAAGGAACUGGUGUUAAGGUUUUUAAUUGGUCAGAGGCUCCAAAGCUCAUCAAUUUCAGCAAAUAUGUGAAAAGCCUUGCUGUUGCUGGGGACAAGCUGUAUUGUGGUUGCUCUGGUUACAGCAUCCAGGAGGUUGACUUGUCAACAUAUACAUCAAAUUCCUUCUUCACUGGUACAAGAAAAUUGUUGGGGAAACAAACCAUACACUCCCUUCAAAUACAUGAUGAUUACCUCUUUGCUUGUGGUUCUUCAGUUGAUGCAACUGCCGGAAAGAUAUUUUCACUUUCCCAAAAAAUGGUGGUGGGAUCACUCUCAACUGGGCUUGACAUUCAUCGCAUAGCCAUCAACAGUGACUUCAUAUUUGCUGGUACAAAAUUUGGCACCAUUGAGGUUUGGCUGAAAGAUAAGUUUACCCGGGUUGCUUCCAUCAAAAUGGCUGGUGGUCACACAAAAAUUACAUCAUUAGUAUCAGAUGUAGAUGGUAUGAUGCUUUUUGUUGGUUCCUCUGAUGGCAAAAUCCAGGUUUGGGCUUUGGAUUAAGCACAAUCAAAGGAAGGGUAUAAUGUCCCUUUUGCUACAUGUACAUGAAUUGUUGAUGAGUUCUUCCUAUUUAGGUCCCUUACAGGUUUUAUAGGAGUGUUGUUCAUUGGAUUAUAUCAAAUAAGAUCUUCUAAGUCGAAGGUUUAUGGAGCACGUGCAACCAAAUGGAAUUAUUUCUUGAGAUUACAAGUAGGAAAUGCUACAUUGGCAAAUGACUAAACAAAAGCACAUGACAUGACUCAUUGAAUUAUUUGUUGCAAUUAUAA